Molecule: messenger RNA, 2244 nt
Organism: Xylona heveae TC161
Lineage: Eukaryota; Fungi; Ascomycota; Xylonomycetes; Xylonales; Xylonaceae
Product: drug resistance transporter EmrB/QacA subfamily
Exons: 8
Coding region: 346-2085 (579 amino acids)
Biological process (GO): transmembrane transport
Molecular function (GO): transmembrane transporter activity
Source: RefSeq, a predicted model, not a curated record
CGAAAGCGUGAUUGCCUUUUCCAGGUGGCGGAUUUGAUUAUAUAUAAUAAAAUUAAAUCAAGGACUCUAUACGUAGACAGAGGGAGAGGCGGUCUACUUGAGCACGCUGAGAAGUUACAGAUAACACAUCCGGCAGGGUUUCCACAGCUCACUGCCCAACAAAGACCAAACCCUGUCUCGCUCCAGAGCAACGGUCAGCAUUAUGGCAAGGCGCAUUACCAUUCGGCCACGUUUCAAAUUAUCCUCGUCGCUCAUAAGUAACACCCUGCCGUUCGUUUGGACCUGUCGCGAGGUCGGGCAGCUCGUUUGUCUUGAGCUCGCCCUCUCAUUUAAGUCUACAGCAAUAUGAAAACGAUGCAAGCAAACAAUGAAGACCACGUUUUACCAUCGGCCAUUCAGGAAACUAUCCCAAAUGAAAUCAAUCCAAUUGUGUCAGCGGAAGCUUGUGCCGAUACAGUUGAAAUGCAGCCUGUGGCUGCUGAAGGGGAUAAGGAUAUAGCCAUCGAAAACGUUGCUCAAUCCAAUGCGGAAAACGAGUAUCUCCAGGGAUGGAAGUUCUACGUACUCACGGCUGGCCUUUGGAUAGCGCUGUUCCUAUCGACACUCGAGACAACUAUUGUGAGCACGUCACUGGUUUCGAUCACGAAUGCUCUGAACGGCUUCUUCAUCAGAGAUUGGAUUGUAACUGCAUAUCUCCUUACCUACACAGGUUUCCUCACCAUCUAUGCAAAGUUCAGCGAUAUAUUUGGUAGAAAAACCAUGUUGAUCUUAGCUCUUGUAAUUUUUACACUAUCCUCUGUCCUCUGUGGCAUUUCGAAUAAUAUCGUUGAAUUGAUUAUUUUCCGUGCCUUCCAAGGCAUUGGAGCUUCUGGCAUCUACUCAAUGACCAUGGUCAUUGCACCCGGUCUAGUUCCCAUAGAAAAAUACGCCAAGUAUAUGGGUAUCGUCUCGACCGUCUUCAUUGCUGCUAGUGUCCUUGGGCCAAUCCUCGGAGGUGUCAUCAAUACCAGUUCAUCAUGGAGAUGGGUAUUCCUCCUGAAUGUUCCUGGAGGCCUAAUUUCUCUUGUAGCAAUCAGUUGGUGCUUGCCGACUUCAGAAGCGACAUCGAGACUUGCAUUCGAAGACCGGCUCCAAAACAAAUUCGCUCGGUCAGCUCUGAUUCGGGUCGAUUAUUUUGGCAUGUUUCUGCUGCUCGCAUCAUCUGUGUUGCUUGUGUUCGCUCUGGAGGAAGGUGGUACACGGUAUCCAUGGAAUAGUGCCACUGUUGUCACAACUUUGGUCAUCGCUGUCCUUGCUGGCAUCUUAUUUGCCUUGUGGGAAAUCUAUAUUGAUAAUGACAAGACAGUUCAGGAACCGGUGUUUCCACCUAGUAUCCUCAAAGACAGAUUACUAUCUAUGAUGUUACUCACCGCCUUUUUUGUUGGAUUUCCUUUUGUCUCAAUCGUGGUCAACAUCCCUCAAAGAGCACAGGCCGUCAGUGGUCUGUCGCCAUUGCAUGCCGGCCUGGCUCUGUUGCCACUCUUGCUUAUCUCGCCCCUUGCAACAGCAGUUUCGGGCUUCCUAACAGGCAAAAUGAAAGUCCCACCUUUCUACAUCGUCGUCGGCAGCUCUCUUGUGCAGCUGCUUGGCGUAGGGUUUACCUGCUCACUUCCUACAGACACGACUGAGAUACCGAAGUCGCAAUAUGGGUUUGAGGUCCUGAUGGGUAUAGGCUUUGGUUUAGGCUUAGCUACCUUAUUGACGUUUGCUCGUGCAGUCGUUUCCGAGGCUAAUUUAGCUGUCAUGAUGGGCGCCGUCACUCAAGUUCGCGUCCUUGGUGGGACGAUCUCUCUUGCUGUUUGUGCUACUAUUCUCAACAACUAUCUGGCUUCUCACUUGGAGUCAAUAAUUAGCCCUGAGCAGGUCAAGGUAGUUACAAAAUCUCUAUCUACAAUUCAGGAUUUGACCCCUGACCAGCAAUUUGCCGUGAGGCGGGCAUUUGCAGCGGGAUACAACAAGCAGAAUAUCUUCAUGACUGUUCUGACAGCAUUUGGUUUGAUAACUUCUCUAUUCUUGUGGGAGAGGCAUCCUAGAAAAGUUCUAUGAUACAUUGAAUGAGAAAGAAGUCGACAAAUUUAUAAAAUGACUUCUGUGGUCUACUCUCGAUUAAAAACGUAAAGUAGCACACCAUGAUAGUCAAGUCACUCAGAAUCAACAUAGAGUAAGGCUCGAACAAUCAUGGGUUUGGACUCAGCACAGCAGAUU